This is a messenger RNA of Haliotis rufescens (red abalone), 2724 nucleotides long. Its product is annotated as E3 ubiquitin-protein ligase DCST1-like. Gene Ontology annotation, cellular component: membrane. Gene Ontology annotation, molecular function: protein binding. The coding region runs from base 65 to 2101 and encodes 678 amino acids. Lineage: Eukaryota; Metazoa; Mollusca; Gastropoda; Lepetellida; Haliotidae. The transcript has 6 exons. The record is from RefSeq and is a predicted model, not a curated record.
CAGCUGCAAAGUAAGGAACAGUUAGAAUCACAUCAGUGGGUCACCGUGUCAUUAGGACAUCGCUAUGGAAACCAUCACUAAAAACGAAGACUCGGGCGCAUUACGAGCGAAGCACUCGUACAAUCCCCGUUACCAUGACGAGCUGGCGCUGACAGUGGGCGAUGAGAUCACCGAUAUCAAGGACGUCGGUAACGGCUGGGUGGUCGGCCACAACAACACCACGGGGAAUACUGGACUGUGUCCAAGAGAGUACCUUCACAGCCCUUGCAGGAGGAGCACGAUGGUCAAGAUUAUGCAUAGAGUGUCGAGCAUUUACACGCACAUGACACAAAACGUCAUGACACCAAAGAGAAGCGACCAGAUGACACUGACGACACUUGGAGGAAGCAGUGACACUCUUGACAUCGAAAUGUCCAGCAACAAUGUACCCGAAAAGAAAAUGUCUGUCGUUCAAGUAUUCUUCCGGGUUAUGUGUGGAAUCCUCUCGAGUCUGUUCCUCGGAUGCCUGAUAUUUGCAGCACUGCUGUACAUAUACAGCUUCACACUCAUUCAGUCUGGAGCAAUAGCAGGGGGGAUAACCCUUCUCAUGGGCAUGUUCCUGAUUUUCUCCCCUUACGUCCGCUGUGUGGCAGCACUGAUGUCAGUAAGCGUCUUCACAAGUCAAGGACGAGCGGCCAUCUUAACUCUCAUCCCAGGCCUUCUUCUUACAGGACCAAUAAUGAACAUGCAGAGAAACAUCAAUGAGGGUUCAGCAUCUAUUGGCUGUGUAGCAGAGGUUGUUAUGAACCAAACACUAGCUCUCCAUAACCAAAUCCUAGACUCCGUAACUUUGCAACGGGAAAACUUGGAGAAUGCCGUCAAAGAAGCCGAGAACCUGACCUUCACCUCGACUGGUCCAGAUCUGAAUACUACGGAUGGCCAAAGCACACCCACGCACAGCAACGAAAGUGUUGUCGAGUGCCUUAGCCGCAUCGAACAGAUGAAAGAAAGAUGCACCAAUCUGACGAAGAUGCAGAAAGAGCCAAAUAUAACAGCCAUCAAAUUACCAUGUCACAAAUUUCCAGGAAAGAAAUGCAAAGAAGUGGAGACGGGAACAUUAAAGACCAACACACUCUGCGCAUCUCUGACAGGAAUAGAGGAACUCUGCUACCCAUCAAGCCGACCCAGAAGAAGCAUCUCACCAAUUAGGAACAGGUUUAAAGGCUUUUCUGACAUGUUUAAUGUCAGACUGAAUAGUACCAAGCUCGUAGACGUCAGAGGAAACACUUCCUUCAGCUUGGUCCAAAAGAUUGAAGACAUCAAGAAGGAAGUGCAGAGGAAGAUGGACCAGGUGGUGCACGUAUUCGGCAUCAUCAACAAACUCCUCAUCAUCUUUGUCCUUCUUGCCUUUAUCAGUGCGGGGAUGUACCUGAGACGAUUCCUCCGGAAGAUUAAGUUUGAUAACAUUUAUAUCACCUCCGAGCUCAAGAGCCUUGAUAAGCAGCUGAGAGCAACGGGCAAAGAGAAUGCUGCCCUUCCUCUUCUGAAACGGGAGAAGAGGAAGUAUAUUAAUUCAACGUCACCGAGAUUGGUCGACUCUGAAUCUUUCGCGUGGAAGGUUGGCAUGUCUCAAGUUGUUCUUCACAUCAUCAUUGCCACCAUCAUCAUCCUUCUGGAUUACGGAAUCUUCUACAUCCUAAUACUUGUGAAGGAGAACGGUGGUGUUGAUAUUGCCUAUUCUGGCGGUGCAACAUUAGCGGUUGAAGUGGAGGGCUCGCAGCCUAUUGCGGUCUUCUUUAAGACCAUACUAGAGAGCUUGAGCACCUCAAACACUUUCAAUAAUACUUUCAGCUUUGAACAAUGCCUGCCAGAAGCUUCACAGGCUCCAAGGAGCAAUCUGUAUAUGAUAUUAACACUCUACACCCUGGUCAUCCUGUUCGUUCUGCUGCAGUCCUAUGGGCUUCGACUGAGACGCAAGAUCGCCGCCUUCUUCUUUCCCGAACGUGAGAUGGAAAGGGUCAGUUUUCUGUGCCGCCAUAUCUUGCUGAAAAGAAAAAUGAGAUCGGCAGAGAGAAAUACAACCAGUCUCAAGGAAUGGCGUCAUUGGUUAAGUCGGAAGUGAUUUAAUAGCUUAACCAUUUUGGUACCAUGAUGUACGGCGUUUUACUGUUUAUAUUUAAUAUAUAUACAAUUUUGGCCUCAAUUUGUUGUGUUGUAAGCUCGACACUGAUGAUGUUAAGUUGUAUGUUGUUCAAUAUUUUUGUGUGUUUUUAGUACCUUCUUUCAUAGAAAUAUUGAUUUAUCGUUUGUUGUGUAACGCCGCACUCAGCAGUUUUCGGCGGUCUGUAAAUAAUCGAGGCGAUGUAGCUAGUGUGCAGAGUUGCGCCAUUUGGUGGUGCCAGCAUCGGCUGGUCGUUGAAUCAAUCCUAUAUUCGCACAGAUUAUCAUCAGUGGUUGGCAGCACCGAACGGAUGCUUUUGUUUGAAACCAAACGUUCGUCACUUUCUCCCCACAUUACGAUGACGACGUGAUGCAACCUAAAUCCGGUUCUAAGCGGCAGUAAGCCGUACUCACUCGAUGUAACGUGAAAACCGUGACUACUUCAUUUAAACUUCUUCAUGUGAUAUGUGUGUGACAAUGUACAAAUGUUUUCAUGUAUUUUCAUAUAAUAUUUCAUUUUCGUAAUGUUGUGAACACGGGUCUGGCUGUUUCUGGAUCUCCUACAAAUAAAAGUAUCAAAAUUCG